Molecule: messenger RNA, 3376 nt
Organism: Lotus japonicus
Lineage: Eukaryota; Viridiplantae; Streptophyta; Magnoliopsida; Fabales; Fabaceae
Product: cleavage and polyadenylation specificity factor subunit 3-II-like
Exons: 14
Coding region: 968-2668 (566 amino acids)
Biological process (GO): snRNA processing
Cellular component (GO): nucleus
Source: RefSeq, a predicted model, not a curated record
CCAACAAUUUACAACAGAUCAGAAAAAUGGAGAAAUUUAGAUCUAGCUACCCACAAAAACGGACGAAGUCUGAUACCUUACUAAUGUAACAAUAAAAAAACCACAAAACUGUAGAUCAAGCUACCCGGAUCAGAAUUCUGCACCAAGGGAAGAAUAUGUAAAACACAAUCAUUCCCAGAUCUCCACCCCCAAUCAAUCAUCAACAGCAACCCUCAAAACACCUCCAGAUCCUCCCUUUUUUUGACCUAAUUUUUUAAUUUUUAAUUUUUACUUUUUCGUCAUCUCCUUCCUCUCCCAAACAGCAGCCGCCGCCGCCGCCGCUCAACCACCGCUGUCGCGCCCUCCUUUGCGCCGCCACCGUGCCCCACCGCGUGCUCAGCAACCACGCCCGCGUCCUGCUUCUCCAGCCCUCGCGAUUCCUCUUGGGUGUCCCUCCAAGGCCGCGCCGCCGCACUCUCUGGGCACCACCGUCGCUGACUUAACCCACGCCGCCGACCAACCGACCGCCAUCCUCAACCUACCAGAGGCCAGGAGCCACCCACACACUCCCUCCUUUCUAAGCGAAGCAGAGAGAGGUACCGAAGAAGCAUCGUUGGAAGCCAUAGGCGUGAAGAUCAAGAGUUUCGAAAAAAAAUUGUUGUCAGCGAUGGAGGUUGGUCGGUGGCCAGAGUUCGAAGGAAGGUGCUGGGAGGAGAAGGGGGUGGAAGAGGCAUGCAAGUGAAGGGGAAAAUCAGAAGGUUCUGGGGUUAAUUUAGAAUUACAAUAAACCUACAGAAGAAAUGCCCAUAGAAUCAAUCAUCCAUCUAAGCCCGCAAAACCCAUGGCUUCCGCUCCCUUUGCCGUUCCAACAGCUCCGCCGCACUACUCCCACAUAGGCCACCGUGCCUUCAGCCGUGAAGCACGCUGAUCCCCGUCACCGAAAGCACCCUCUUCACUUCUUGUUCCUUAUUAUUCGUAGAGAGCAGCGAUGGCUAUCGAAACUCUAGUUCUUGGCGCUGGUCAAGAGGGAGGGAAGAGUUGCGUGGUGGUGACCAUCAACGGGAAGCGAAUCAUGUUCGAUUGCGGAAUGCACAUGGGCCUCUUGGACCACCGUCGAUACCCUGAUUUCUCUCUCAUCUCCUCUCAAGGCCAUUACGACGCUGCACUCUCCUGCAUCAUCAUCACUCACUUUCACUUGGACCAUGUUGGAGCAUUGGCUUACUUCACCGAAGUUUGCGGGUAUCGCGGUCCUAUUUAUAUGACGUACCCAACUAAAGCUCUAGCUCCUUUGAUGUUGGAAGACUAUCGGAAGGUAAUGGUUGAUCGUCGGGGUGAGGAAGAGCUAUUCACUUCAGAAAAUAUUGCAGAGUGCAUCAAGAAAGUUAUUGCUAUAGAUCUGAGGCAGACUGUGCAAGUAGAUGAAGAUCUGCAGAUACGUGCAUAUUAUGCAGGACAUGUUAUUGGAGCGGCAAUGUUCUAUGCAAAAGUUGGAGAUGCAGAAAUGGUUUAUACAGGAGACUACAAUAUGACAGCAGAUAGACACCUCGAAGCAGCUCAAAUCGAUAGAUUACGGCUUGACCUUCUUAUAACUGAAUCCACGUAUGCGACUACAAUACGUGAUUCAAAAUAUGCUCGUGAGAGGGAAUUCCUCAAAGUCGUUCAUAAAUGUGUUUCUGGUGGAGGAAAGGUGCUUAUUCCAACAUUUGCUCUUGGUAGAGCUCAGGAAUUAUGCAUUUUGUUGGAUGACUACUGGGAGCGCAUGAAUUUGAAGGUUCCUAUCUAUUUCUCAGCAGGUUUAACUAUUCAAGCUAAUAUGUACUACAAAAUGCUUAUUAGUUGGACAAGCCAGAAGAUUAAAGAUACAUACUCUACACAUAAUGCAUUUGAUUUUAAGAAUGUUCACCAUUUUGAAAGGUCUAUGAUUAAUGCUCCUGGUUCUUGUGUUCUCUUUGCCACUCCUGGGAUGAUAAGUGGUGGAUUUUCACUUGAAGUUUUUAAGCACUGGGCACCGUCAGAAAAUAACCUUAUCACUUUGCCUGGGUAUUGUGUAGCUGGGACAGUAGGACAUAGAUUAAUGUCAGGUAAGGCCACCAAAGUUGAUGUGGAUCCUGAGACACAAAUAGACGUGCGUUGCCAGAUUCAUCAAUUGGCUUUUAGUCCUCACACAGAUUCUAAAGGAAUAAUGGAUCUUGUAAAAUUUCUCUCCCCAAAGCAUGUUAUAUUAGUGCAUGGUGAGAAGCCUAAAAUUGCUUUGCUUAAAGAGAAAAUUCAUUCUGAGUUGGGGAUUCCGUGUCAUGAUCCUGCAAAUCAUGAAACCAUAUGCAUUUCCUCCACUCCCUACGUAAAGACAGAAGCCUCUGGCACUUUCAUUCAAAACUGCUUGAACCCGAACUUCAAAUUCCAGAAAUGCAGUUCAGUGGACGAAUGUGACUCUACUUUGACAGAAAAAAACUUAAUGCCUGAACUUCAAGUUAAAAACUGCUUGAAUCCGAACUUCAAGUUCCAGAAAUGCAGUUCAGUGGAUGAAUGUGACUCUACUUUGACAGAAAAAAACCUAAUGCCUGAACUUCAAGUUAAAGAUGAAAGAGUAGCAGAAGGAGUUCUGGUUAUGGAGAAAACAAAAAAGGCAAAGAUUGUUCACCAGGAUGAACUUCUGCUCAUGUUAGGUGAAAAGAAGCAAGGGGUUUAGUUUGCAUAUGGCUGUCCUUUACAUAUUGAUCGCUCAAUGGAAAGCUUAAGUUAACACGUGCUCUUGGCCUCAAUUCUUGCAUUUGACUUUUUAUGGUGACUAUCCGCGAAAGAAUCUUUUUGGUGAAGGUCACACUCGAUAUCUUAGAGAAAUCUGUAAAUGCAAUCAUUUUAUGCAUCUCUCCUCUGCAUAAUUAUUGUCCUUUUAGGAUUGAGGACAGGCAUAACCAUAUAUCAUAGCAGUGUAUUUCUGCUUCAUUUGGUCAGCCGUUAGAAAAAAAGACUUGUAAGGGAACAAAUUUCGGCAGUAUCAAUGGUUAUGAGUGAAUCAGUAAAACAAAUAUAGAAAGUGAAACAGUUUAAACAUAACAGCUUGAGUUGGGGUCAUUCUUUUUGUUGGGCGAUUGAUGGGAGUGGAUUCCAAUAGAUGGAGACAUCGUACAAGGUUCAGGUACUAUGGGCUCAAAAUGCAGAAGUGAGAUUCUGGUGUUUAUUUUACCCCUUACUUUGCUGUGGUUAUUUUAGGUUAUGUUAGUAAAGAAUUAUUGGUAGGUAUCAUUUAAUUAAUCUUAUUUCAGUUUGGUUUUAUGUUUCACUUAUUUAUUUUGAAAGUUGCCCUUUGUAUAACCAAUUUUUGCAGAAGUAACCAAAAGACAUGUGGUUGUAUGAAAUGUGAUUAGUUCCUUCAAAAAAUUGUAUUAGCAAGUGA